GUACUAUUCAAAUCUAAUGGUGCAACUUGCAAGUCGGAGCAGAAGAGGCCCGGAUAUCCCUCCAGCGGGUCCAAAGCUGACACAAAAACACGGAAUCACUCCCUAUCCACAGCUCCAAAUAUAGUCUUUCAGUUUUCUGCUAUUGAUUUGCUGCUGACCAGACUUUGGCUCUACAUUCAGCGUCUCCAUUUUGUAUGGCUAUAUCCAACGCUUUCUUCAAUAUCGCCUACACUCCGCCGCGAUCUGCAUUUUUCAACACGGAUUAUGCCGCCGGUCCGCGAUUCACGCUAUACAAGCUUUGCUCCACGCUUCACCGCAGAACUUUGCGCGCCGGAACAACCACAUUUCAUCCUAAAAUGGUUUCUGUUUCUUUCACUGUUCAUGGUGUGGAUUCAUCGAGCUUUUCACUGGAAUUGGAGCAGGAAGAGUCUCUUGAUGUUCCAACACCAAUUGUUCAGAUAGUCCAAGACCCUGAAAGUGAUGAAACACGUGUGGAACUUAGUUUUGGAGAUCGUCUUGGUGCCCUUAUUGAUACGAUGAAGGCACUAAACGAUUUAGGUUUGGAUGUUAAGAAAGGCACUGUUACUACGGAGGGCUCGGUGAAAAGCACAAAAUUUAUCAUUACACACCAAGCAACUGGGCGAAAAGUUGAAGACCCUGAUUUGCUGGAAAGAAUUCGCUUGACCAUCAUCAACAACCUUAUCAAGUACCAUCCAGAGUCUAGCCAAUGGCUUGCGAUGGGUGAGGUUUUUGGAAUAAAAGCACCGGAAAAGAAGCCUGACAUUGAUGUUGCCACUCACAUACAUGUUGAGAACGAAGGGACUAAGAGGAGCAUGCUUUAUGUUGAAACUGCUGAUCGGUCUGGGCUGCUGAUGGAAAUAAUCAAGAUUAUGGCUGACAUUAAUGUUGAUGUUGAAUCGGCAGAAAUUGAUACAGAGGGGCUUAUAGCCAAAGACAAGUUUUAUGUCAGUUAUAGAGGGGCAGCCUUAAACAAUUCCUUGUCACAGGUGCUGCUAAAUUGCCUGAGGUACUACCUUCGAAGACCUGAAACGGAUGAAGACAGCUAUUAGGCAGAAACAGGACGAAGACAUCUAUUAAUCAUUAGAGAGAUAUGUGCAGUAAUCAAACAAUCUAUCUACCAAUCUCAGCAUAGACUUGAUAGUCAACUUUAUUUUGCUUUAUUUGACUGUGCGUUACAAAAAAUGAAACAAACAAAAGGGUUAACUCUACAACUUUAGAUGUGUGCAACUCUUAAAGUUGACUGAAAGUAGGAACUAGGGAUGGACCUGGUCUGGUUCCGGCCUCCGGUCCAAAUAUAUGCCUACCUUAAAUGCAAUUGGUAUACCCCGAUGUUCUGGUUCACAGUUCUUCUCCGCUCUAGUUGCGGUCCUUUGGCCCUUUUUAACCAGUCCCAGCCCAUCCUUAUUAUGGAAGAACUGGAGUCACUAUAGAUCAUUUUACGUUAUUCAACUAUUUGUUCCAGAACUUGAAAGCGAAUCCUACUCCGGGCGCAAAACGAACUGGUCUCAAUCUGGUUUAAUUAUAUGUACGUUUCUAAAGAGCUGUGUGAUCUUAAUCAAAAGAUAUUGCCCUAAAUAGGACUAUAGGAGUUAAAAUAAGGUGUGUUUCUAAUAUGAGUACUAUGUAUUUUAUUUGUAUAGAAGUUAGUAUUGCCAUCUUGAAACUAUGAUGAGAUCAUACUUCAUUUCUUAAUGCCAUAUUAUGAUUGUAGAAAUAAUGACAUAAAUGAUACUAAAUAUUUUGAUUUAGACAAGAGACCAAAAGUAAUGCUCCGUAAAAAAGACUGAAAAGCUCACAUAUAAAUACUAAAAAUCCUAAUACUAAAGCUUGAUCUCCUCACUGAAUCAUCAUUGUUGGCUCACCUCUGGUUUUCAUUCACCGCACUGCAUCAUUGUUGUGUGCUGCCAUCAUCACCGUACACCACCACUGCACUCUAAUCUUUGUCAUGUGUCGUCACUACAGCUAAGCCCAUCACUGUUGCACCACCAUCCUUUGCCACUCUUCUUGUUCAUCUCUUUCUAUCCAGUUGUCAUUGUCAUCAUCGAUGUCCUUGAUGGAGCCUCAAUAUGAUCGUCAUGGUGGGGCUACUAGGGUAUGUAUGUCAUUGUUGUGGGCUAGGC
Cuscuta epithymum is the source of this 2141-nucleotide messenger RNA. NCBI's taxonomy places the organism in Eukaryota, Viridiplantae, Streptophyta, Magnoliopsida, Solanales, Convolvulaceae. The record is from the annotation of a GenBank genome assembly.